CGAGUGUCGCUUGCCUCUGCUUCUACGAACUGAUUCCGAUCUGCAGCAUCCAAUCAACCUUUUCAUCCUUCUUAUAUGUCGUUCCCAGCAGAAGCCUUGUUCACAUCGCGUCUUUUACCCUCACGUGCCCAUCAACCAUUCUUGACAACGUAUGCUAUGGCGGUAUAGUCGCUCCCCUGUUCUGUUUGUUCUUGUAUUACUAUGGCCACUCAGUCUUCUUCUGGCUCAACUUCUUCGCCAUCAUCUUCACACCGGCAUCAUGAUAUCCAGGACUUGAUCAAUCGCUUUUUCGUACAAUUACGACAAGGAUGUGGUGUUUCCACCUGCUCGACGUCUCUGUGUGCCACUGCGCGGUCUCGGCCUUCAUCGCCACCAUUGCGUAGCUACACUGCUGUCAGCGCCCGGGCUAUGGCCGUCGUCUUGGCUUCAUCAGAGAAUGCAUUGGAUCGCCUCUGUCCGAAUUUACCGAGCCACUUGCCUGCUAUUUUGGCAGCUCCACAAGAGAAACUAGACUCCAAGGCUAUCAUGCAGCAACUCUUCAAUUCUGAAUCACUGAGAAACAUUCACUCUCUAGAAGAUACACAUACACCAAGGCUCGUACACGAACGGUCUCUAUCGGGCAACUCAUUCCUUACAGUAUCAUGCGACGACUUGGUCAGAUUGUGCGAUGCUACAUGUAGCUUGCAUCUCGGUUCGGAGUCUGACCAACACAUUAUCACAGCACGCAAUCGCACCUACACAAGGCUGGAUUCCAUAUUUUCCGACUUCACCAAUCUGGCACAAUCCUUCUCUGACGAUCCCAUGAACGUUCGCAAAGAUCCAGAGACACAUCGUUCCGCUACCUAUUCUGUCCGUCUUCACCAUGCACUCGAAUCGGUACAUGCUCUCGGAGAAGAUGCAUCAAACAUCGUUUUUGAUUCUACGUGGAUAGCGCUCGAGCCGAUAUUUGAGAGUCCGUUUGAUUCCCGACAUAAAGGGCCAAGAACCUUCCAAACAAUUUCUUCUGAUGCCAAGAGCUCCAGCGUUUCUGACGUGGUUUAUCGUGCCAUCCAUACGCUGACUUCGUUCGUGCCGAGAGCUGGAUGGAACACAUGGUAUUUUGCUUGGUCUGCACUGAUUCAUGGCAGAGCGCAUGGUAAGCAGAUGGACAGACGAGAUAGCGAGUAUUUCUCGCCCUGCCUACCAAUCCUCGAUGCUUUCGAACAGGACACUGCCCUUCGUAUGGCGAAGCGACUGGUUCGGGCAGUUGGUGCAAGAACAUGCCUCGAAGAAACCUUGUCCGCAUGUAGUAAGGGUGAUGCGAAGCCAGAUCCCCGGUUGCAAGUCUGGCAGACCAAUCGCCGUAUCAGAUCAUCAAUUACUGAUUUGCUUGUCCAAGAAGAGCAGAAUAUACGUUUGGCCAGUUUCAAGACUAUUUGGAGGGACGAACUGCGACAUGGUGGGGAGCUUGUUGGUACCACUUCUCUCAUUUGGCUAGAGUGGUUGCGAAAGUGUUUCCUCAAAGAGUGGGAUGGCUCUCUACGAAUCAAUAGAUGGAGUGUUGCUGGUUCAGCACUCGAGCUCAUUGAAGACCUUUGGAAUCACAAAAGCCAAGGUCAACUAGACAUGCCUGCAAAACUGUUCAUGACUCCCGCCGCUUUUCGUAUCCUUGACGUUGACAAAGCGGCGCAAGAUUGGUUGUCUUACAAGUCAGAUGUCAACAGUAGGCAUUUACUGUCUUUCAAGUUUUUGUUCAGCACAAAAAGGAUUAUUCAGUUGGUUCGCACAUCUCAUCACAUACUGAUGCGGCGAGCCUACAAUGAAGCAGAUGCAACAUGGCACUUACGUAGGAGGACGAUGCCCGAGGUUAAUUUACAGGACGUCAUCUACCUAGACCGCCGUCUGAGAGCUUCUCAAGAUCACUAUCUUGUGCUAAAGAUCAACAGGCAUUCAAUUCUGUCGGACGCUUUCGACCAGCUAUGGCAUAGGGAGAAAAGAGAGCUACUUCGCCCACUAAGGAUACGAAUGGGUAUCGACGAAGGCGAGAUCGGUCAUGAUCUUGGUGGUGUGCAAAUCGAGUUUUUCAAGCUCGUUUGUCAGGAAGCCUUUAGUCCCGGCUACUCAUUCUUCACUACAGAUCCUCAAACUCGUCUGUCGUGGUUCCAGCCUGCAACCUUGGUACCACUCUACAAGUACCAGCUCUUCGGCGUUCUAUUCGCACUUGCUAUCUACAAUGGCAUCACCUUACCAGUCUCAUUUCCUCUGGUCUUCUACAAGAAGCUUCUUUUCCAGCAGUUUGGCGAGACUGAUUUGGCUGAAGGAUGGCCCAGUCUGAACAAGUCAUUGCAAUAUCUACGUACGCAUCAAGGUUCUGUUGAGGAAGACUUUGCUCGAGACUAUGUCUACAGUUUCAGUGCAAACGGCCUACAUUUGGAUGUAAGUAUGGACGACCCUUGGAAUGGCUGGUCAAUAUGGGGCAAAAUCAAGUCUGGCAAGGGUAUGACUUUGGGCCUUAUGAAGGUCAUACGACAAUAUCCUGACAAGCAUCAUCCUGAGUUCACUUCUUCUCGUGGAGAAAACGAACGUGCACAUGCGCGGUCUGACUCGGAAGGAUUGCUGGAAAUCACGAACCAUUUGAAUUCAGAGAGUCAAACGAGAGACGUGUCACAAAAGGCUCAAGAGCCUGACCAAAGCAGAUUUGAGUGGCCAGGUUGGAAGGUCAUGUUUGUGGAACCUGACGAAUACUCCAAGCCUGUCACGAAUGAGAAUCGACACCAAUACAUCUCAAGCUAUGCCAAGUGGGUCUUGGACUGGUCCAUCCGCCCACAAUUCAAUGCGUUCGCGAAAGGCUUCUAUUCUGUUAUGAAUCUCAGGCCUUUGACACUCCUGAACGCAGACCAAUUCCGUACCCUGGUCGAAGGCCACAAUCAUCUCGAUAUCAACGCUUUGCAAAGAGCUACUACCUACAGUCAUUACACAGAAACCUCCCCUGUCAUUUGUUGGUUCUGGGAGGUGGUUAAAGCCUACCCUCAGGAGAAGCAAAAGCAGUUAUUGGAAUUUGUCACAGCAAGCAGUCGCGUUCCUGUAAACGGAGCCGAAAGCUUGACUUUUGUCAUCGAGAGAAGCGAUUCUGACACCAAUGCGUUGCCUGGAAGCAGCACUUGCUUUAGCACAUUGAGGUUGCCUGAGUAUGAAAGCAAGCAAAUCCUGACAGCCAAGUUGGAUAUCGCUCUUGAACAUUCUUUGGGAUUUGGACAAGCAUAGACUUGCUUCUGAUUGAGUCGAUCGUUCAUAGAUGGUCUUGUAUGCAUUGGAAAGUAUCAAGCGGUUUGCUUUUAGGUGCGUGCUAAUCUGAUGUGAUCUUGUUUUUGGUGUCUCUUUGUUAAGAGUAAGGAAACUUAUGCGGAGUUUGACAUAAGCACUCUGGCCUCCGAAGCCUGCAGCUACUCAAUUUCGCGUCUCGCCAUUCGCCUAAUCGCCACUUCCGAAUUUU
Aureobasidium pullulans EXF-150 is the source of this 3472-nucleotide messenger RNA. RefSeq lists its product as uncharacterized. Lineage: Eukaryota; Fungi; Ascomycota; Dothideomycetes; Dothideales; Saccotheciaceae. Bases 202 to 3243 code for a protein of 1013 amino acids. The record is from RefSeq and is a predicted model, not a curated record. Gene Ontology annotation, biological process: protein polyubiquitination. The transcript is spliced from 6 exons. Gene Ontology annotation, molecular function: ubiquitin protein ligase activity.